AUGGCUCAGAGUCAAGCAUUACGCUGGAUUCAGCUGCUGCUGAAAUGCACGAUCUUUUUGUCGAUGACUGGGGCGGCCGUUUCGUCGAGAUUAUUCUCAGUUAUUCGGUUCGAAUCGAUCAUUCACGAAUUCGACCCUUGGUUUAACUUCAGAGCUACCAAAUAUUUGGUGAAUAAUGGAUUCUACAAGUUUUUGAACUGGUUCGAUGAUCGUACAUGGUACCCAUUGGGAAGAGUCACGGGUGGAACUCUGUACCCUGGUCUUAUGACAACAUCUGCGGCCGUGUGGCACGGACUACGUAAGAUCGGUCUUCCUGUGGAUAUCAGAAACGUGUGUGUCAUGUUUGCACCUGCAUUUUCAGGUGUUACGGCCUGGGCUACUUACCAUUUGACUUGCGAAAUUAAAGAUUCUGGCGCAGGACUGUUGGCUGCGGCAUUCAUUGCCAUUGCUCCCGGCUAUAUCUCAAGAUCCGUGGCAGGUUCCUACGAUAACGAGGCUAUUGCAAUCACCCUAUUGAUGGUUACCUUCAUGUUUUGGAUCAAGGCCAUGAAGACAGGCUCCAUCAUGCACUCCACCCUGGCCGCUGUGUUCUAUUUCUAUAUGGUAUCAGCAUGGGGUGGUUAUGUCUUCAUUACCAACUUGAUUCCCCUACAUGUAUUCCUUUUGAUCCUCAUGGGGCGUUAUUCCACGCGUCUCUACUCUGCGUACACCACCUGGUACGCCAUCGGAACACUUGCAUCGAUGCAAAUUCCAUUUGUCGGAUUUCUACCAAUCAGGUCAAAUGACCACAUGGCAGCUCUAGGGGUGUUCGGAUUGACACAAAUUGUGGCAUUGGGAAGUUUUGUCAAAUCCCAGGUCUCUUGGGCCAAAUUCAAGACCGUUAUGGUUGUAUCGAUCGCUUUCAUUCUUGCCGUUGGCAUCUUUGGUCUUUUCGCCCUGACCUACUUUGGCUAUAUUGCACCUUGGACCGGAAGAUUCUACUCUCUAUGGGACACCAACUAUGCCAAGAUUCAUAUCCCAAUUAUCGCGUCGGUUUCAGAACAUCAACCUACAGCGUGGCCAGCAUUUUUCUUUGAUACCCAGUUCCUCAUCUGGCUAUUCCCAGCCGGAGUCUUCUUGCUGUUUUUGGAGCUGAAAGACGAGCAUGUUUUCAUUAUCGCGUAUUCUGUUCUGUGCUCUUACUUUGCCGGUGUAAUGGUCAGAUUGAUGCUGACAUUGACGCCAGUCAUCUGUGUUUGUGCUGCGGUAACUAUUUCCAAAUUAUUCGAUGUCUACGCUGAUUUUUCCUCAACCCCAACGAAUCAAGAUGUUGCUCCAACAACUUAUCGGAAAACUCGCUUCAUGACUUUGGUGACUAAGCUGACAGUAUGUUGCACUUUCUUGGGUUACCUAUACUUGUUUGUCUAUCACUGCACUUGGGUGACAUCGAAUGCGUAUUCAUCCCCAUCCGUCGUCCUGCCUUCCCGUAAUCAAGAUGGUUCUCCAGCCUUGAUCGACGACUUCCGUGAAGCAUACUACUGGCUGCGUAUGAAUACCGCCGAGGAUGCCAAGGUUGCAUCCUGGUGGGAUUACGGCUACCAGAUUGGUGGAAUGGCUGAUAGAACCACCCUUGUAGACAAUAACACAUGGAAUAACACGCACAUUGCUAUAGUGGGCAAAGCAAUGUCUUCGCCACAAGAUAAAGCUUAUGAAAUUUUGAAAGAGCACGAUGUUGAUUACGUUCUGGUAAUUUUUGGAGGAUUGAUAGGAUUCUCAGGAGAUGACAUCAACAAAUUUUUGUGGAUGGUACGUAUCUCAGAAGGGAUAUGGCCAGACGAAAUCAAAGAAAGAGAGUAUUUUACAGCGUCGGGUGAAUAUCGGAUGGAUGAGGCCGCUCCACAGACCAUGAAGGAUUCUUUGAUGUACAAAUUAUCAUAUUACAGAUUCCCAUCGCUUUUCAAUGGGGUGGAAGGACAGGAUCGUGUCCGUGGCCAAAGAAUCAGACAACAGGAUGUUGGCGAUUUAGACUACUUUGAGGAGGUCUUCACCUCUGAGAACUGGAUCGUGAGGUUAUACAAGCUGAAGGAACAAGAUCCAAUGGGUAGAGACCUGCAUUCCGCUGGAGAAUUUGCUCGUAACUCGGCUCGCGGUUUGAAAAAGAGAAUUGCGAAAAAACCCUCGGUGGACGUGAGAGUUUAG
Messenger RNA from Lachancea sp. 'fantastica', 2178 nucleotides. Lineage: Eukaryota; Fungi; Ascomycota; Saccharomycetes; Saccharomycetales; Saccharomycetaceae. The record is from the annotation of a GenBank genome assembly.